Molecule: messenger RNA, 493 nt
Organism: Cokeromyces recurvatus
Lineage: Eukaryota; Fungi; Mucoromycota; Mucoromycetes; Mucorales; Mucoraceae
Exons: 2
Coding region: 45-425 (126 amino acids)
Source: RefSeq, a predicted model, not a curated record
GUCAGGGUAGCCUAUUGUACGUUUAUUUAUUUAUUUUAUAAGAAAUGGCUUUAUUUGCUCCCCUAAUCAUUAGCAUCCCUAUUGGAUAUUUUACAUGGACAAAGGUUUUUGAUAUAGUUGAUAAUGGUGUUUAUCAAAUUACUCAAUCUAAUGCAUUCGAUGAAGUUAAACAACAAUUGAAAAAACCACCUAUUUCAUUCGCAGCGGCUACUAUAGGCACAGUGACAUCUAUUGGAGUUUUAGGCAAAUUGGCUUUUACAGCAAACACAAGACAUAGACUUUUUUUCGCUAAAGCUCCAGCUAAUAGUAAUAUUCGCAUAGAAACAUUAAAGUUAGGUAUUGAGCUCUUAAUUCGAUCUAGUAUUGUGUUCUAUGGUAGUGCUAUUGGAGGAGCAGUAACGGGAAGGAUUAUAUCUAAAUCAUAAUCUCUUAAUCACUUACAAAAGAUUUGUAAUAAUUAACAUUAAGCGUUAAGUUUAUAAUUAAAAAAAAA